UUAAUCAGUAGACGUCUCUCAGUUGAGAGUCCCUCGCAGGCGCUAAAUCUGAAGAGCACUUCAAAGAGGGAUUCACAUCAGCACACACAUACACACUCACAAAUCAAACUACAGACGAACAGAGAUAUUGAGCUUUUGGUAAACGGUCGACUCUACUUUGGGGCUGUAUAAAACUUUAAUCAGAACAAACUGCCAUAAACAAGAAGACACACGGCGGACUGCGUGAGCGAGGAGUCGCAUCAAUCCCACAAAAUGCUGCGAGGCUUCACACAUUCACACUGAUCGGACUCGGCGCGUUUCGUAAGUCAUCGCUGCGUUCCGUCGAUCUAUUGAACAGUCACUCGGACACUACUUUCCAAUAAAAACCUAUUUCAAAAACAGCCUUUCCUGUCCCGAGCACAUUUAUCAAUAUCACUGACGCCUUCGGGACCUUCUCCAGCUGUGCCGUCAUAAACCCCGCUGGUUACCGUCACUUUUCAACAUGAUCAACACCUUUUGCCAAGGGUAGUUGAGAGCGAUGGCACCUUCUUGUAAACCCUGUGAACUGGAUAUUUGCUUCUCCCACCUCAAGUAAGAGUCAAAAGACAAUUUUCUGUAGUCAAGAUGCAGAUUCUUUCAGCUGUUUUGCUGCUGUUCUGUUUGCACAAGUGUUGUUGGAAGGUCACAUGCAGAAGAGUCCAUAUUCCAGAGGUGGGGCUUGUGGACUGGGGGGAGGCUGAAAACGAGGACCACCCCUCCCCCAAAAGUGCCAGCCCCCGCGUUCUUAACCCCCUGCGCCUUUUCGCCCGGGGAUCCCCUGGGUUCAAGAGCAACAGGAGGGAGAUUACAUAUUUGGAAAACAUCGAGGACCCUUGGGACUGGUUAUCUAACCAGACAGAUGUCAGAGAGGCGCAGAGCAGGACUAAACGCAGACCCAUCGUGAAAACGGGCAAGAUAGUGGACCACGGCAACGGCACGUUCAGCGUUUAUUUCCGCCACAACUCCACGGGCCUGGGGAACGUCUCCGUAAGCCUGGUGCCGCCUUCCAAGGUGGUGGAGUUUGAGAUCGCCCAGCAGUCCACCCUGGAGACGAAAGACUCGAAAUCUUUCAACUGUCGUAUCGAGUACCAGAAAACAGACCGCAGCAAAAAGACUUCACACUGCAACUAUGACCCGUCCAACACGUGUUACCAAGAAUCCACCCAGAGCCAUGUGUCCUGGCUCUGCUCGAAGCCCUUCAAAGUCAUAUGCAUCUACAUCGCCUUCUACAGCACUGACUAUAAACUGGUGCAAAAAAUCUGCCCCGAUUACAACUAUCACAGUGACACGCCGUACGCAUCCACGGGUUAAGAUCCAGUCCAUCCUACACAGUGAGAACGGUCAACCUCAUUUUCACAGUGUGUUUCAUCUGAUUUAGAAGCAAUUAAAAUAAAUCCAGAUGUUUCGCAUUAGGCUACACUACGGGCAUCACCUAUUGUGAUAUGGCAGUCACGACGUUUGAUGGCAAAAUAACUGAUCGGCGCUUUUGUUUUUGGCUUUAAACGUCUCACAUCCAUCCCACGGUUCGAGUUCCAUUGGGAAUUUUUUUCCCCCGAAAACAGACCAUCUUUCGCUACUUGUCAAGCUAAUAAAUCACAGACCUACAGAGGAUAGAUUAUACGUGAAACACCUUUUUAUUGUGAGGUUUGUGUGUGUGCGUGUUUUAUUGAGCAAUGUGGCCUCUUGUUCAGCACUAAAUUGUUUGAAGCAUUUAUGCAGUUGUCAAGAUAAGUGCGAACGGGUUAAAUCAUUCAGCAAAGACAUCACUUACAAAUUACUCUUAGUUGUUUCGCAUUUCACAAAAGAUCUAUGUGUGAAUUGAGAUUUGUGUAUAAUUUCAAAGAGUAAUUUGCAAUGUCUCACGAGAGCACAAUUCAUUGGACAGGUGGAUUUAGUGAAUCUGGCAGCCGGUUAACAACCCUUUGUCAUGGUCUCGCCACAGAGAUCCACAUUUGCAGGCUCUAAUUAACAUUAAUUAUAGUGGGAAAUUUCACUUACAAACCAUGACAGAGGGGCCCAGAGCCAAAAACUGAAAUUUAGCAUGUCAGUCAUGUAGCAAACCUCUAUUCAAGCCAGUGACUUUGGACUGGAAUCAAACUCUUUCGUGUCAAAGUGAAAAAGUGUCAGGAGUAAAUACAGACAUUUAUGCAAACGCACACGAAGGUAAAUUAAUACAAUUUGCGAGUCUACCUUGUAUUGAGUGUUUCAUAAUUUAAAACAGUAUAUGGAGAUCAUUUGAAGGAAUCAUUUUUGUUUGCACAUUAUAGUCUAAAUGUCAGUGUGUCACAAUGAACCAGUUGAAACGCCAUAGUCUGAUAAUCAGAACUGGAAUUCUCAGGUUCCAUUUGUGCGUGUACCAAACAGAUUAUUUUCCCAUAUCAAGGGUGACUGAUCUAGAUCGCAGUUCUGCUCAAAUUGAAAAAUCAGAUGGAUAAUUAAUUGUACUGAUACUCUAAUUGUCUUGCCACAUGAACAUUCACAUCAAGAACAUGUCGAUACAAAGAUAGCUGUUUAUAAUUGGUAUUUAGUUUAAAAUCCUGCGUGCAAUUUUGUGAAUAGAGUAUAAAUGUGACUAUAA
Messenger RNA from Sinocyclocheilus grahami, 2596 nucleotides. RefSeq names its product neurexophilin-2-like. Lineage: Eukaryota; Metazoa; Chordata; Actinopteri; Cypriniformes; Cyprinidae. Gene Ontology annotation, molecular function: signaling receptor binding. The transcript is spliced from 4 exons. Bases 604 to 1329 code for a protein of 241 amino acids. The record is from RefSeq and is a predicted model, not a curated record.